Messenger RNA from Caenorhabditis angaria, 3300 nucleotides. The record is from the annotation of a GenBank genome assembly. Lineage: Eukaryota; Metazoa; Nematoda; Chromadorea; Rhabditida; Rhabditidae.
AUGCGAUUUAUUAUUGGCCUGUUUUUGUGUCUAGUUUGUUCUCAAGUUUCAUGUGUCAAGAAACUUCUUCUAAUUCAAGCUGUAAGUUUUUUUUCAGCAUUUUCAGCGCAAAAUUUCAGCCAGGGAACAAUUAUUCAGGAUUUCGACAAUGAAAACUUCCCAUUCCAUUCCAGAGAGUCCUAAAAAAAGUUCAAAAAAACAUGCUAGCCUGAAAUUUUGCGCUAAAAACGCUGGAACUAUUAGUUUCCAUUGAUUUUCAGCGCUUCCAGCAUUUUCAGCGCAAAAAUUUGACCCGGAAAUAAUUUUUAUAUAAUACUAAUCGGUUGAAAACAUGUUCCAAACUAGUUCCAGUUCCGGGUUGAACGAAAUCAGUUCUAGAUCAGAAUUUUGUGCUGGAAACGCUGAAAUUGCUGAAAAUCGGAGAAAAUCAAUAUUUCCAGCGUUUUCAGCACGAAAUUCUGGUCUAGAUGAAUAUUUUUGAGCAGUUUUUUGCAAAAAUAAUGAAAAAAUUUCAUUGCAGUUUCAGAACUCAAUGAAAAUUGUUCUAGAUCAGAAUUUCGUGCUGAAAUUGCUGAAAAUGAAGAAAAUCAGCGUUUUCAGCGUAAAAUUUCAACCCAGGAAACUUUUUUUCUGAAAAAAAUUGAAAAAAACGGUUUCAUCUGGGUGGGAUCGAUCCCUUGACCUUCUGCGUACAAAUCCAAGUUUCCAGAUCAAAAUUUCGUGCUGAAAACGCUGAAACCCUCGAAAUCCCACAAUUUCCAACCAUUUUUCCAGAUUUAUCGCCAUGGUGAACGCACACCAACCAGUAUAAUGCCCAACGAUUAUUUCACAGAGGAAAAAUGGCCGGGCGGUUUUGAGCAACUCACUUUAAAGGGACAGCGACAACACGUGGCAUUGGGGAAACUUGUCCGCGAGAAGUACAAGGAUUUUUUGCCGGAAAUUCCGGAUCAUCGUCAGAUUUAUGUUAGAUCUACGGAUACUGCGAGAACUAUCAAAAGUGCUAUGGCUAAUAAUUUGGGAAUGUAUCCAAGUGGGUUUUUUUAAAAGUCCCUAAGGUCCUUAAAAGGCUCUUAGACUCUAGGGCUCUUAGAAGCUCAAUUAAAAAAAUCUAAUAAAAAAAAAGAAAAAAAGUUUUGCCGCCAGCAGGGGUCGAACCUGCGACCUUGGGCUUAUUAGACCCACGCUCUAACCGACUGAGCUAUGGCGGCCACAUUUUCUCGCCGUCUAAAUUGUCUAUUCAUUUUUCGUGCGGCGGUCUAAAGUUUCUCUGCGCUCUCUCACUUUCGCACACUCUCUUCUCUUGAAAUUCGUCACAGAUAGUGAAAAUAUUUGCAUUUUUUCAAAAGAUCGUGUUUGGUGAGCACUCUGAAGCUAACCUGAGCAAUAUUAGCAGCUGAAAUUGCUCUAUAGGUCAUGUUUGGUGUCAAAAUGGUCCUCAAGGCUAACCUGAGCAAUCAAAUUGUUCCAGAAAACGAGUCAAACCCCCUGUGGCCUGAUGAACACCUCAUCCCAGUCUUCAACACUCCCCGACCAGAAGACGACCUACUUUUUGCCGAUAAUCCGUGUGAACUACACGACAAAGUUUGGCGCCUCGCCAAAACCAUCCCAAAGGUUCGAAAAAUCCUGGAUAAACCCGAAAUCUUCGCAAAUCUCACCGAAUUUAUGGGCAAAAAUGUGACGGAUGCGAAUUUCUGGGAAGUUUGGUCGGCAAUCAAAUGCGAGAAAGAGGCGUUUCCGGAUGAGUUUGAGGCGCGGACACCGUGGUAUAAUGAGGAUUUGUGGCAGAAGAUUUUGAAGAUUAAUCGUGGAAUUCAGGAUUUUCAAGUUGGCAAGGGUUUGGAUGGUAAGUACAAGAAAUUUGCCGUCGAAUGAGACCCCAUGAGCUCAGGAAUCUAAGCCACGCCCCUUUUUGCAAGCCUCGCACAGUUUUCCCUGGCUUAUGAGGUGUCUUUCGACUCUAAAUCUCAAGCCCCGCCCAUUUCUGCAAGCCUCGCACACUUUUUUUCCCAGGUAUUAUCCUUGAAAACUACGAUAUCGGUAGAACUUUGAAAUCUCUUCGAAUCGGAACUUUGCUCAAUGAUCUCAACGAUCGAAUGAUCGCAAAAGUGACGUGUAACAUGAGCAAUGACACGCAAAAAAGUGCCACGUGUCAAAAACUGGACCCGCUGAAGUUUCUCGCCUAUUCCACGCAUGACACUACGAUCUAUGCGCUGUAUGCCGCUUUGCAUUUGGAUGAGUUGCGGUUUCCGGAAUACGCGGCCGCGCUGUACAUUGAAUUGUGGCAGGAGACGGAAGCGGAUCGGCAGACGUUUUUCAGGGUGAGAUUUGGAGCGUUUUGAUACCGAAUUUGAUGGGUUUGGGGAAUUUUGAAGGUUUUUGGUGACCCCCCCCCUGCCUUUAAGGGGGGGGGGGUGACUUUUUUCUGAAUAGGGUCAUGUUGGGUAUCAAAAUGAUGCGCUGAGUGUUCUGAACCUAACCUGAGCAAUGAGGAGCUCUGAAAUUGCUCAGGUUACUAGAAAGAGCCCCUAAAAGCGGGGGGGGGUCACUUUUUCCUUCAAAAUCAUCCGAAAUAUGUCAUGAUGGGUGUCAAAAUGAUGCCCCGAGUGUUCUAAACCUGACCUGAGCAAUGAGGAGCUCUGAAAUUGCUCAGGUUACUAGAGAGAUACCUGGUGAGCCCCUAAGGGCGGGGGGGGGGGUCACCUUUUCCUUCAAAAUCAUUAAAAAUCGGUCAUGUUGGGUAUCAAAAUGAUGUCCAGAGAGUUCUGAACCUAACCUGAGCAAUGUGGAGCUCUGAAAUUGCUCAGGUUACUAGAAAAAUACCUGGUAAGCCCUUAAGAACGGGGGGGGGUCACUUUCUCCUUCAAAAUCAUCCGAAAUAUGUCAUGUUUGGUGUCAAAAUGAUGCCCAGAGUGUUCAAAAUCUAACCUGAGCAAUGAGGAGCUCUGAAAUUGCUCAGGUUACUAGAAAGAGCCCUUAAGAGCGAGGGGGGUCACCUUUUCCUUCAAAAUCAUCAAAAAUCGGUCAUGUUGGGUAUCAAAAUGAUCGCCAAGACCUCCCCAAUCCAAAAAAUUCCAGAUAAUCCACUACCGAAACGACACGGACACUCUGGACAACGUGGUGACUCGAAAUAUUCCCGAAUGUUUCGACGAUUUUUGCGAUCUCAGCAUUUUCCGCAAUUAUUCGCUCUACUAUCAGCCGGAUCGAGUCAGAAAGGAGUGGUGUGAUAUUUCCAGUUUUUCACCGAAAAUUUUUAAUUUUGCGUUUUUUGCCGGGUUUUUGUUGUUGUUGAUUGUUGAUUGA